Messenger RNA from Rhinichthys klamathensis goyatoka, 1538 nucleotides. RefSeq lists its product as uncharacterized. Lineage: Eukaryota; Metazoa; Chordata; Actinopteri; Cypriniformes; Leuciscidae. The record is from RefSeq and is a predicted model, not a curated record. Gene Ontology annotation, biological process: response to bacterium. Bases 420 to 1388 code for a protein of 322 amino acids. The transcript is spliced from 5 exons.
CAAUGUUAGUUAUUCCAAAUGUGUAUAACUUAAUCUCUAGUCAGUUUUAAUCAUGUUAUAUAAAUUGAUAUAAAUAUUAGAACAGAUCAUUUACAUUAAAGAUUAUACCGUGAUGUAGCACAUCUGUGUUAAAAGUAAGUUGAACAAGGAAAUGACUUGUUAGCUCAGAGAGCCAAUGGAAACAUGUCACAGGGCUUCCAAUCGAAGCAGAGACAAGAGAAUUAACCUUCUAAGUUUGUGCCCUGGAGAUCAUAUGUGAAAAUGUAUGUCAUUCUCUUCAUUGUAUGCGUUCUCUUUUAUAAACCAUGUAAGUACAAAUUUACAACAGUAAUGUUUUUCUUGAGCUUUCUUUACUUUUCACUGUGUCGUCUAUGUAGAAACGCAUUUAAGUAAUGACUGCUAUUUAAUAUUUUACAGCAAUGCAAUAUUCUGGAAGUAUUUUGCAGAUGGGGGAUGUAACAGUUCAAGUGGGUGAUGAUGUGACAUUUCACUGCUUUCACCCAAAAGACCAAAUGAAUAGAGUCAUGUGGUUCAAGCAGACUCUGGGAGAAAAACCUGCUCUUGUAGCCUCUUCAUAUCACUGGUCUCAAGACAGUGUACUUCAUGAUGAGUUUGCAAAGACAAAGCGCUUUAAAAUGAAUCCAGGGCAAGGCAGCUUUAAUCUAACCAUUGAAAGAACUGUACAAUCCGAUUCAGCCACAUAUUAUUGUGCCGGUUCCUUUAUGAACAUUGUCUACUUUGGAGCUGGAUCUAACCUGGUGCUUAGAGGUUCUAAAUCCAACCGGAUUCAUAUUCUGCAGGAAAAGCAACCUGGAACAUCAUCAUCAGAUGGAAAUGCGACUCUGCAGUGUACAAUCCAAAAUGAACAACAGAGUUGUGGAGGCGAACACAGGGUCUAUUGGUUCAGACCCGGUUCAGGAAAAACUAGUCCAGGAAUCAUUAACACUCAAGAAAGUUGUAAAAACAGCUCUGUGACUGCCUCUCCUUCCAGGAGCUGUGUCUACAAUCUCUCUAUGAGAAACAUCAAGCCUGGGACUUACUACUGUGCUGUGGUCGCAUGUGGGGAGAUUUUGUUUGGACAUGGAAUCACUCUGGAUAUUGACGAUGGACUGAAAGGCCAGCACUUGCAGUUUUACAUUCUCAUUGGCCUUGCACCAUUGCUGGUCAUAAGCUUCAUCACUAAUGUUCUACUUUGCGUGACAAAGACAAAAGGCAACACAUCUCAGCAAGUUCACACAACAGAGUCAAGGGCACAGUACCACAUGACCUCUGAUAUGAAUUAUGCUGCCGUAAACUUCACAAAUUCCCAAAGUUCAAGACAGCAGAGAGUGGAGAGGGAAUGGCAAACAGAAUACUCUGGACUGAAAUUAAACGAUUCUGUACCGUAACUGUAUUUGUACUGUAUUUCUGUACUGUAUUUGUAAUUGCUAAUAUUGUUUGCUAACCAGAGCCAUGUCAUAUUUUAUGUUCUGAAAUAAUUUUUAAAAUUUAAAUGUCUCUUUAUUCUGUUGAAAUAACCACAGCCAUGCAUUGUGCUC